Clupea harengus (Atlantic herring) is the source of this 2147-nucleotide messenger RNA. RefSeq names its product carbonic anhydrase 7 (gene ca7). The record is from RefSeq and is a predicted model, not a curated record. Lineage: Eukaryota; Metazoa; Chordata; Actinopteri; Clupeiformes; Clupeidae. Gene Ontology annotation, biological process: regulation of intracellular pH. Gene Ontology annotation, molecular function: carbonate dehydratase activity; zinc ion binding. Gene Ontology annotation, cellular component: cytoplasm.
UAUGUAAUCCGUUAUUAUCCCGCUGAAUCCAUGCUCAAAUGUGCUUAAUAUUCCCUUUUCAAUUAGCUAAAAUAUUAGGCAUUCCUGUUCCAUUGUGUAACCAUAAUAUGCUGAGCCUCACGGAGCACGUUCUACCAUGUGGCAGCCUACUCACUCCGUGUUGAGAAUCCCUUUGAGCAAUAGGAUUGAGAGUGAGUGGGCGUGGUAAGAGGGGAUAACUACAUUUACCUCAUACUACACGCGCGUACAAGUAGCUUUUCGUUCCCUCAUCAUCUCUCCCCCCGAGCCUCGGUCAGGACACCUACACCUACACCACGCUGUUCAUUCAUCAGUUCGCCAGCGCCCCCGUUGUUUUGGAAAUACCCACGCAGCGCUGAGAAGCCAAGGGCCAAGAGGAAUUCCUCGAAAUGACCGGACACCACUGGGGAUACGGAGAGGAGGAUGGCCCCUCCGCAUGGCAUAAAGCCUACCCCCUCGCCCAGGGAGACCGCCAGUCUCCCAUCAACAUCGUCCCCACGGAAACGGUCUACGACGGCAGCCUGUCUCCCAUCUUCCUGUCCUACGAGAACUGCAUGUCCACCAGCAUCUCCAACAACGGGCACUCGGUGGUGGUGGAGUUCGACGACACAGACGACCGAUCAGUGAUCCACGGAGGCCCGCUGGCCAACGCCUACAGGCUCAAGCAGUUCCACUUCCACUGGGGCGGCAAGGGUUGCCAUGGCUCCGAGCACACCAUCGCCGGCAAGACCUACGCAUCCGAGCUUCAUCUGGUCCAUUGGAACGCGGCCAAGUACAAGACGUUUGGGGAAGCAGCCUCCGCCCCUGAUGGGCUGGCCGUCCUUGGCAUCUUUCUAGAGACAGGAGAUGAACACAGAGGCCUGCACAAGAUAACAGACGCUAUGUACAUGGUCAAGUUCAAGGGAACUGUGGUGGACUUCAAAGGCUUCAACCCCAAAUGCCUCCUGCCGGAGCGCCUCGACUACUGGACCUACCCCGGCUCUCUGACCACGCCCCCGCUGCACGAGAGUGUCACCUGGCUCGUACUCCAAGAGCCAAUCGUGGUGUCCGAGAAACAGAUGGGAAAGUUCCGGCUGCUGUUGUUCAGCGGCGAGGAAGAGGAACAGAGGAAGAAAAUGGAGAACAACUUCCGACCCCCGCAACCCCUCAAAGGCAGAAAGGUCCGUGCUUCUUUCAAAUAGCCUUCAUCUUACCCUCAACCCCCUCUGGCCAGCUGUUCAAAACUACAUCUCCUGCACUCCAGAGAAAGAUUUAGAAUCGGCGCCCUUCAUUAAUGCUAGCUAAUUGUAACGCAAGGAACCGAAUUGUCUGUAGAAUGAAGCCAGACGCUUUUGUGCAAACAUGCCACCUUAACAAAACCUGUGUGUCUGGUUAUGCGUCAGCAGACUAAAUCAGAAGUUCUCUGUAGCAGAGAAAGACUGUGGGCUCCUGUUUGGGUCGAGUCAUCAGCACACUGACCUCCUCUGAGUGAUUUAGUUUAGUUUCAGUUUAAUUCAUUUAAUUAAAUUACCAUGAGCUCAAAGUAAACAACUCAAACUCGCUGGGCUGAUUUUAUACAGCAUUUCUACAUUGUACCGACACGACUGAAUGGACAUUUUUCGCUCUGCCAUCAUCAACUGGUUGUUAACAGGUAUUGAAAGUUUCUUUUAGGGGUAACUGUAAGAAGUAGCAGUACUUGACACAGUCCUUGGUUGUUGUUGUUUGGGUUGUGACCUCAUCGCUCCGCUCUGUUUGACGUUGCUAUGGCGAGGCGCUUGGUUGUGACCUCAUCGCUCCGCUCUGUUUGACGUUGCUGGGCGAGGCGUUUGGUCGUGAGGCCUCCCCCUGUCAGAUCUGUGUUGAUCCACAUUGAUCAAGCUUAGGGCAAAACGGAUCUGCAUCCUGAAUGUCGGCGAUCUUUUCACGUCUCGCCCGACGAAAACAGCCGCGGAUGAGAUUACCAGCGCGGUGGCCUUGACUCCGUCCGCUGCCUCGCUGGAGAUGGGCGGAGGUCGAGGGGGUCGCGUAAUGAAGCCUAAGUCCGCGCAGCAACUGCCCUUGACCAUGAAAGGGUCUCAGAUUAAGCCUGAUCUACGUCUGCCCUGUUUUUGGGGGGAGCUCCUCAAAGCCUACCUCAUUAGGGCCACCGA